AUGGAUAAUAAAUAGCCUUCUGAGCCUCUAUCUCCGCUCAAAAAAAAAUAGUAGAAUUCAGAAAAUCAAAAGAGACUAGAUUUAAUAAAAACUAUGAAUGGGUUUAGCGAUAAGAUUAUGAAUAAUCCAGGAAAGGUUGAAUCAGUUGAAUUAGUAUUAGAAGAAUUAGAUAGGAUGAAUUGCAUUUCACAUUUUAAAAAUCUUAAAACCUUAACAUUAAUUAAUGUGAACCUUUAUUAAAUUGAAGGAUUAGAAGAAUUGCAAUUAUUAGAAAAUUUGUGGCUUGACGAGAACCAUAUUUCAAAAAUAGAUGGACUUUAGAAUAAUGUCAAUUUGGUUAGACUUCAUUUAUCUAACAAUAAUAUAAAAUAGAUAUAAGGUUUAGAUAAUCUUGUAAAUUUAGAGAUAUUAUGGCUUUGUAAUAAUAGAAUAGAUUCUUUGCAAAAUUUACAAUCUCUAGAAAAGCUAAAACAGUUAUGGAUUGCAGGAAAUCAAAUUGAAGAAAUCAGAAUAUCUUUAGAUAAAUUGCAAAAUUUGAAUGACUUGAAUAUAUCAGGAAAUAAAAUAUGUUCUUUCAAGGAAGCAUUAAAUUUAAAUAGAUUGCCUAAUUUAAAAAUUUUAAGCUUUUACGAUCCUCAUUUUGGAGAGAAUCCAAUAUGUAAUCUCUGUAACUAUUAGACUUAUGUUCUUUAUCAUCUAAGAAACAUUACAAAGCUUGAUACUUUGUUUAUAUCUGAUGAAGCAAAGAGCUUUGCUGAAGCAACCUUCAUGAAAAAAAAAAUGUAUUAUAAUAUGCGUAUUAAAACAAUGUAGAGAAGCUUUUCUACUCUAGGAAAACUUAUUCGUAAAGCAAGAAAAAUUAAGCUUGACUCUCUUAAUGAAGAUAUUGCAAAUCUUUAAUUAAAAAUUAACUAAAUGUAAAGUUUAAAUUCUAAAGGGUCUGAAUUUUAAGAUUACAAAACAAUGUAUACAGAUAAAAUUGAAGAAAUUACUCAUGUCGAGGAAGUAUACGAGUCAAUGAAAAAAAAAUUAUACGAAAAUUCUUCAAUUUGUAUUCAUAAACUUAUUACAGAGCUCGAAACUGGUGGAAAUAUCAGAUUGGAAGAAGGUAAAAGUAAUGAAAAGUGGUAUAUUAGUUGUGAGGAUUUGAUAAAAUCAAGAUUCCACAAGGAAGACAUGAUUGGGUAUGGAAUUUAGGAUUUACAAAUAAAAAGAGUUGUGAGAAUUCAUAAUAGAUUCCUCAGAAAUAAGUUUGAAGAAAAAAUGGAAAGUUUAGUUGAUGUUAGCAACUCAAACUACAAAAAGAGUUUGGAGUACUUAUUUUAUGGAGUAGAUCCAAAUACUCCAUAGGAGAUAUACCACGUUUUAGAAGAGGGCUUUCGUCCUUAUAAUGAAUGCAAGCAAUUAGGUUUAUGUGGAUACACACCACUUGUAAAUAGUAUACUAGGUGCCGAUAGUGCUCGUCUAAUGAGUUUCCUUAAGAAUAAGCGUAAUCACGAAAAAUUCAAAAAAGCAUUCAUUAAACGUCGCUUUUAAGAUAGUCUUACCAUAUAUCCUCCUGGAAUGCUAUUGAUUUGCAAAGUUUUAAUGAUUAAAAGUGUUUCUGAUAAUAAAACUCCAUUUUUUGACCCAGAUGUUGCUCCAAGCGAUAUUUUUAGAAAUGCUCCUAUUGAUUCUAAACUUUUUUCUGAAGAAAAUACUAUCUAUAGAGUAAAAGAAAACGACCCAAAGCAUAAGUUAUGGUUUGUGAUCGAUAACAAUCUUGUAUUGCCAGAGUAUCUUGUAGAGUUCAAUUAUAUUCUUGCAAAUGAAAAUUAAAAUAAGAUUUCUGAUUUUGGAGAUCAAAUAGGUAUCCUAGAUAAUCCUGAAGAUGAAUUUAUUUCUCCUAAAAACAUUCAUAUUUACAAAGGAGAAUUAAAUAAUAUAUAUAAUACACUCUGUGAAGAGAUAAAUAAUUACCAAUUUGAAAAUAUAGAAGACUUAAAACAUCCUAAUUUGGAAAUAAAAGCUUAAGAUCUAGAUAGAGCAGAUAUAUCAUUAAUAAAGAUAACUUUACUGAAUUAUUUUAAAUAUUGUCUUUCAAGAUCUUUCUUAUACGAACUUAACCCUAACUUAUUAUAGGAAGCAGUCGAAUAAGAAAUUACUUAGGAUAUGGUUCUUGAACAAUAUCAAAAAAAUCCUGAAGAAAUUCUAUUCGUUAACUUAUCUAACAUGAAAAUAAGUGAAAUAUGCAUUUUCCCACAACUGAAAAAUCUUUAAACUCUCAUCCUUUCAUAUAAUAAAAUACUUGAGAUCAAAAACUUAGAUUACUACCCUCAUCUCUCAACUUUAGAUUUAAAUCAUAAUUAAAUUACUUCAUUGAGUGGACUUAGUAGCUUAGAAAAAUUAGAAAUAUUUGAUGUUUCUCAUAACGAUAUUGCUGAUAUCAAAGAAAUUACAUAGCUUUAAAGCAACAUCAAUUUGGUAGAUUUAAAGGUUAUAUUUAAUCCAUUUAGUGAGAAAAAAGAUAUUGUGAACGAUAUCGUUUAAAUACUUCCUUAACUUGUUUACUUAGAUAACAAAUUAAUUAAUAAGGAGAGUAUAUAAAGAAAUAAAGAAAAGAUUAUAACAGAAAUAAGUGAUGAUAUGAUAAAAGAAUAUGGAAAGAUUAUACAAAGCAGAUCGUUAUCUUAACUCGAACCAAACUGGAAAGAAACUAUAGAAAUAAUAAACUUAUCUCAUUUGAAAUUAAGAGGAAUAAAAGGUUUAGAUUAACUGGUUAAUUUGAGAUAAGCAAAUUUUAGUCAUAAUCUCAUUGAAAAAAUAGAAGGUUUGAGUAACUGCAAGCUUUUAGAAGAAUUAAGCUUCGAAAAAAAUAAAAUUACUAAAAUUACUGGGUUAGAAAACUUAAUUUAUCUCAAAAAAAUGGAGCUUGGAAAGAAUAAAAUCAAUUAAAUUUCAGGAUUAGCUCAUCUCUCAAAUUUAAUGCAACUAUCGUUGGAAGACAAUAUGAUAGAAUCUUUAGAGGAUUUCCCUGAAUUAAAAAAUUUGAUGGAAUUAUAUUUAGGUAAUAACUCAAUAACUGAGUCUAAAGAAAUUACUAAUCUUAAAGGAUUGCAAAAGUUAAUUAUAUUAGAUUUAUCUGGAAACCCUUUCUCCAGAGACCCCAAUUAUCGUAUAUACACUCUAUUCAUUAUCAAAAAGCUUAAGGUCCUUGAUGGUAUAUCAAUAGAAGCUAGUGAGUAAUAGCUUGCAAAAGAUUUGUUUACUGGUAGGUUGACAGAAGAAAUAUUAAUGUCUCGUUUGUAUGGAUAAUCAGCUUAGGAAAUAACUGAGUUAGAUCUUUCCAACUGCAAAUUAAGAGAUUUUGAUGAAGUAUUUACUCAUCAUAGCUUCCCUAAUUUAACAGAGCUUAAUUUAUCUGCAAACCUAUUUUAAUCAACUCGUAUGCUUGGAUAUCUGCCUAAUUUGAAAAUACUUAUUUUAAAUUCUAAUAAAAUUGAGACUCUAGCCUCUGUAACAGAUGCUAAUGUAAAAAAAGCUCUGAAUGGUUGUUAAAAUUUAGAAAUCUUAGAUAUAAGUAAUAACAACCUUAAAGAGUUUCAUGGUUUGUAAUUUUGUUUGCUCAGAGAGUUGAAGAUAUUAAAGGCAUAUAGAAAUGAAAUUUAUAAAAUAGAUUGCCUUGAGCAAUUAAAGUCACUUCGUGAAUUAGAUGUAAAUCAUAAUAAAGUUCGUCAAUUUGAUCCAAUGUCGUUUAUAGGAUCUAAUCCGAUCAAAUGCUUGAAGAUAGAUGAUAACGGUCUUAAAAAUUUUAACAAUAUAUAAAGACUUUAUAAGUUGUAGCAUCUUUUUGCUAAUUCAAAUAGAAUCAAUGAUAUUCCUGACAUUGAAAAAUUAUCAGAAUUGACAUAUUUAAAAGAACUUGAAUUAAAUGGUAAUGCCUUUUCUAGAAGACCUGGAUAUAGAGCUGCUGUCUUAAAGAAACUACCUACUUUACUUUAUCUAGAUGGAAGAGAGGUAACAAUAGAAGAAAGAGAGAGAUUAGAUGGAAUCCCUUAGUAAAUAGAUAAAGGAUAAAAUCUACCAAAUAUUCAUAUGCCUUCUAUGAAUAAUUAAAAAGGAUUUGUUUAAGUUAAAUUGAAUUCUAUAAACUUUGAUGGAGUAUUUAGUAAAAAAUUAAAUCAAGCAAAUUGGCCAAACUAGUAGUAAUUUUGA
This is a messenger RNA of Tetrahymena thermophila SB210, 4194 nucleotides long. RefSeq lists its product as hypothetical. The record is from RefSeq and is a predicted model, not a curated record. Lineage: Eukaryota; Ciliophora; Oligohymenophorea; Hymenostomatida; Tetrahymenidae. The transcript is spliced from 14 exons. Gene Ontology annotation, molecular function: protein binding.